Molecule: messenger RNA, 2076 nt
Organism: Closterium sp. NIES-65
Lineage: Eukaryota; Viridiplantae; Streptophyta; Zygnematophyceae; Desmidiales; Closteriaceae
Source: the annotation of a GenBank genome assembly
AUGCCGAAGGAGCCUAUCGCGGAUCAUGGCUUUGCAAUCCACGUGGCGUUUUGGCUGGAUGCGAAGGUCCGCACGGGGCCGGGUAUCUGGAGGCUCCACGCUUCCAUGCUGCACAGGCCGGGUGUUCGGAAGGUCAUUGAGGCGACGGUGCGGCGUACACCGGUCAAUGACGGCAGCAGCUUUGAGCUUUUGCUGUCGCGGCUGAGCGUUGGUCUUAGAUCCUACGCGAGGGAGGAAGGGAAGCGUGUGAAGGCCACGCUGGUGCACCUGCAUCGGGCGGCAUCGUCUUCACUGCCUGAUGAAAUCAAGGAGGCGGUGACGAUCUCACUUCAUAAAAAGGGAGAGAAGGAUCAACUCAACAACUACCGCCCUAUCACCCUGUUGAACUUCACCUACAAGGUCUUGGCGCCGGUGAUUGCGGACCGAAUGAAGACGGUGCUGCACCAGGUCAUCUCUCCGGAGCAGUAUGGCUUCCUACCCGGCAGGCGGCUGUCGGAUGCGGUGUCCCUGGUGGCGGACAUUAUUGAGGCCGCGAGGAACGGAAGCAAGGACUGGCACUUGCUUCUGGUCAAAUUCCAGAAAGCAUUUGACUCGGUCUCCCGCAGCUUCCUCUUCCAGGUGUUGCGGGGCAUGGGCUUUCCUUACCGCUUUGUGGGGUGGAUCGAGGGCCUGCACAGAGACACAAAGACGCGGCUGUUAGUAAGUGGAUGGCUGGGUGAGGGGCUGGAGGUGGUCUCAGGGGUUCAGCAAGGUUGCCCUCUAGCUCCCUAUCUCAUCCUGUGCGCUGUGGAGCCGUUGGCGCAAGAUGUGGAGAGAAGGAAACUUGGUUUGUCUGAGGCGGGGCAGCAGCUCGGUUAUCUGGGUUACGCUGAUGACACGACGCUGGUCCUGCAGGGGAAGCAGCAGAUUGUCAGAGCGGUGCAGCUGUUGUCGGAGUUUGAGAAAGUCUCGGGGCUUGCGACAAAUGCGGACAAAACGGUGGUCUUACCUUUGGGUGUUAACACUCGGAUUAAUGGCGGUACUUUGUGUGGUUUCAAGCGCGCCGGCGCGGACGAUGCAGAGAGGCUGCUGGGCGUCUGGGUGGCUCCCUUCGGCAGCAGUAUACCGACCUGGGAAAAGGCGCUGGGGCACAUCAGGGGGAAGUUACAUCUCACAACUUCGGCAAGAGCGACGGUGGUGAACAGUUACAUCUCGCCGAUAAUCGCCUUUCAGGCUCAGGUGUACUCGCCCCCGGCAGCCAUCUGGGAAGAGCUGAUGAGAUUGAUCCAGGGCUUCAUCUCCGGUAAUAGGGUCUCGGGAGCGAAGGGCUUCCAGCUCUGGAGCAGGGAGCUGCUGUUCAAGUCCAGAGCGGCCGGGGGGAUUGGAGUCAGGGACCUGGAGAUGAUCAUCAUGUGUCUGGCUGCGAGGAGGGUGGGGCUGUUCCUCACCGAGCGCAACCUGUUGAAGAAGGAGAUCAUGACGCUGGCAGCGGAUCUUCCUCUGGGGGCGGACACCUUUGAGGCGCACGAGAAGUUGAUUAAGCACUGGUCUGGUCGCGGCAUUCGCUGGAAGCAGACGUGUGAAAUUUUCAUGCGGUCUCCCUUUGGAUCUCGGGCUCCAGCUAGCAGCAGGGAGGAAGUGCUGCGGGAGAGAAUCUUCUAUAAUCGGGAAAUUCUGAUUAACGGCUCCACGCCUGUCGGAUGGCAGCAGGACGCUCAGAGACUGAAAGGGUUUCGCCUAGGUGAUCUGCUGGUGCAAGGGUCUGACGGGGAGCUUGACCUGAAAUCCAUGGCGGCAUCAUCCCAGCAGCUGGGAGGUAACGGCCCAGCUAAGCUUGCUCUCAAGGCACUGAGGGCUUUGCCAGCUGCUUGGGAGAGCCUGAUGGGCUUCCCGACUUCUCGUCCCUGCUCAGCUGACUCCCCCCAUAGGCUGGUGGUGGUGGAAGGGGGCCGGGUGGUGUCUGAGAGGCGGAUGAAGGAGGGCUGGCGUGGCGCAGAGGAGCAAUCAUACAAGCAGGAGAAGUGGGCGGAAAGGUGGCGCGGGACAAUUGACUGGAAAACGGGCAAUUGCGACCAGGGACUCCCUGGCGGUUCCUAG